AUGAAAAUGAAAUCAAAGAACGAAAAGAGCUAUGAAGCUAGUGAACUAGGCCUAAAUGUGAAUACCCAGAACAUGUUUUGUAAGUAUGUGGCAGCCGACAAUAUUUUCAAGCACAGUGUCCACAAAGAAGGAGAAAUGUUAGAGGCGGAGGAAAUCACAGGGGUUUUAGAGGGAAUUAUAGAGGAUUUAGAGGUUAUAACAGAGGUCGCUCCCAUGAAAAAUAGAAGAAUGAAGAAAGAAAUCAUCAGGCAUACACAGCUGAAGAAGAAGUGA
This is a messenger RNA of Ceutorhynchus assimilis (cabbage seed weevil), 273 nucleotides long. Lineage: Eukaryota; Metazoa; Arthropoda; Insecta; Coleoptera; Curculionidae. The record is from the annotation of a GenBank genome assembly.